Ramularia collo-cygni is the source of this 441-nucleotide messenger RNA. RefSeq lists its product as uncharacterized. The transcript is spliced from 2 exons. Bases 1 to 441 code for a protein of 146 amino acids. NCBI's taxonomy places the organism in Eukaryota, Fungi, Ascomycota, Dothideomycetes, Mycosphaerellales, Mycosphaerellaceae. The record is from RefSeq and is a predicted model, not a curated record.
AUGUUCACGACAACCCUCCGCAGAAAUGUCCUCGCCCCUCAAAGCUUCGCUCUGAGACAAGUCGCCAUCCCUGCACGAAACUUCCAAACCUCAUCGAUUAUCCGAAAAGAAAUCGAGAGCAAAGACAGCAUCAACACAGAAAGUAGAGAGUAUUCCAAAACUGGAGGAGACGGAGCCGCGUCCCAAAAGACCGAAGACGCAGCUUUCAAUCCUGACAAGACGAGACCUGAAGAGGAGCGGGAGAGUGCUAAGCAACAGAGUGGAGGGGAAGAGAAUGAUCCGUUGAAUGUUUCGCCUGCUAAUCCGGAUAUAUCCCAGGCGAGGGGAGCGCAGGAGGGUGGAGCUAUGGGUUCGAAGAGUGAAACUGGGGAGGGGAGUGAGAGGGCGAGAAGUAGUGGUGGGGGAAGUCCGGCGAAGAGGGGGGGUGGGAAGAGUGGUUAA